Euleptes europaea (tarantolino) is the source of this 1215-nucleotide messenger RNA. It is a transcript of the gene SERGEF, whose product is annotated as secretion regulating guanine nucleotide exchange factor. The coding region runs from base 1 to 1215 and encodes 404 amino acids. NCBI's taxonomy places the organism in Eukaryota, Metazoa, Chordata, Lepidosauria, Squamata, Sphaerodactylidae. The record is from RefSeq and is a predicted model, not a curated record. The transcript has 11 exons.
AUGAAGUUGAUGGGCAAUAGAUUUGGGAUGAAUGAAAGGAAGUACUUUACUGAAAGAGGGGCAAAUAGUUACGGACAGCUUGGUCUUGGCCAUAAACAAGAUGUAUUCCUGCCCGAAGCCCUGAAGGAGUUUGCUGGUAAUCAGAAAACCCUCAGAAAUGUUGGUGGCGGAGGGGGACAUUCUUCACUUAUUACUGACACUGGAGAACUGUAUUUGUGUGGCCAGAAUAAAAACGGGCAGUUGGGACUUAAUCAUACAGAAGAUGUGAUACAUUUUACAUUAUGCUCUUCUUUAUCUGGUUGUCCUGUAGUACAAGUUGCCUGUGGUUGGGAUUUUACAAUCAUUCUUGCAGGAAAUGGCCAUGUUUUAUCCUGUGGCUCUAAUUCUUUUGGUCAACUGGGAGUUCCUCAUACUACAAGAGGAUGCUCUGUCCCACAGAAGAUAGAGUCUUUAAAGGACAAUGUGGUGAAUGUUGCAGCUGGACUCAGGCAUGCACUAGCUGCCACAGAGAAUGGUUCGGUGUUCCAGUGGGGAACCGGUAUGGUGUCUCAUGCAAAGCGAGCGUGUCAAGGAAAAACCAUUCCCCCUUUCUUGAGAGCAAAGGAACCUUGCAAAGUUACAGGCCUUGAAAACAUCCAAGUGAAGAAUGUUACUUCUGGGUCAUAUCACGCUGCAUCACUUACAGCUAAAGGAGAGUUAUAUGUUUGGGGGAGCAACAAACACAAGCAGCUAGUGAGCAAAGAUGAUUUCGUUUUGAGGCCUCAGAAGAUAGACGCUCACUAUUUCUUGGGCGAAAAGGUUAGAAGAGUCUGGAGUGGAUGGACGCACCUGGUGGCACAAACAGAGACGGGGAAGACCUUUACCUGGGGUAGAGGAGACUAUGGUCAACUUGGCAGGAAUGGGAUGCUGUGUGAGGGUCAAAGCCAGGAUGAGAAGCAAUCAACUGAAUUCCUUUCCAAAGAGCCCCUCACUGUUCCUGUUACAGUGCCCAGCCUGACUGGAGCAUCUGAGAUUGCAUGUGGUUCCGAGCACAAUCUAGCAAUAGUCGGUGGUCAAUGUUUCUCCUGGGGUUGGAAUGAACAUGGGAUGUGUGGCAAUGGAACAGAAGCAAACAUUUGUUCUCCUGAGCCAAUUGGUGCUCUUAGUUCUGGAAAGCUGCUUUUAAUUGGAUGUGGAGCUGGACAUUCCAUGGCCUAUUGCUAUUUUCCAGGCUAG